CUGAUCAGCUCUGAUCAGCUGUCUGCUGUACCCUUAAUUCAAAGGCUGUACCUGUACCCAUGCUGUACCGAAACAGAGACCGAAAUGACGAAUCGUGUUGAUUGGUGUUGAUAUUUAAUUUAGUAUUAUUAGCUGUUAUUAAUUAUAUUAGUAGUACUUGUCAGACAUUUUAAAAGAUGACAAAAGUUAUAUUAGGUGGCGGUUUAUCGGGACUAUCAGCUGCUUAUUAUCUCUCCAAAGUAAACCAUCAAAAAAUAGUUUUAUUGGAAGCAGCCAACAGGCUUGGUGGAUGGAUAAAGUCUGAGAUAAAUGAAAACGGCGUUAUUUUUGAACAGGGUCCGAGAACAAUUCGACCUAGUGGAAUCCAUGGUAUAAAUACGUUAGAUCUUAUUGAGGAGUUAAAUUUAAGUUCAGAUAUUCGACCAAUAUUGAGUAGUAAUCCUGCAGCCAAAAAUCGAAUGGUGUAUGCAAAUGGUGAAUUACACACACUUCCAAACUCUAUAGGUAGCUUAUUUAAGGUACAGAAACCUUUUUCCAAACCAUUGUUUCUGUGGCUCCUUGGAGAUAUUACAGCUAAAGUCAAAAUUGUAAAUGAUGAAUCUAUUUAUGAUUUUACCAAAAGAAGGUUUGGUAUUGAAAUUGCAGAUUAUUUAAUUAGUCCAUUAAUAAGGGGUAUUUGUGCAGGAAAUGCUAAAGAAAUCAGUGUUAAAUUUUUAAUGAAAAACUUGUUUGAGUAUGAACAGAAAUAUGGUAGUAUCUGUAAAGGUAUAUUCAAUAAUAUUUUUGUUAAGAAGGAACCUUUAGUUCGAAAACCAUUAGCAACAAGAGCUAAGGUUGAACGCUGGAAUGUUUACACCUUCAAUAAUGGCAUAGAGACACUUACAAAAGCUUUGGAACUAAAUAUUAAAAGCAAUAAUAUAGAUAUCCACAAAAAUGUUUUCGUAAAUAAAAUUCAAUUUAAAGAUAACAGUGCUGUAAUAGAAACUUCAAAUGGUAAUAGUUAUUGUUGUGAGCAUAUUAUAAGUUCUAUUGGGGCCAAAGAUCUUGCAUCUUUAUUGAAAGAUGAACAUCCUGAAUUAGCAACAAUGUUGAAUAGAAUCAAAACUGUUACAGUAGGUGUUGUAAAUCUAGAAUUUCAGGGCAAUCAGCUUGGAGAGCCUGGUUUUGGAUUUUUAGUUCCACCAAGUGAAACCCCAUCUAUAUUAGGAGUGAUAUAUGACUCUUGCCAGCAUCCAUAUGAUAAUACUGUUUUGACUGUUAUGAUGGGGGGCUACUGGUUUAAGGAGCUUUUUGGUGACAAUCCUAGUAACGAAUUUUUGCUUAAUAUAGCUUUAAAAGAUAUUCAAAAUAUAUUAAAAAUACAAACUCCUCCAUUAAGGUAUAAAGUUCAAAUUUUAAAAGACUGCAUUCCACAAUAUGUAGUAGGACAUGAAAGUAACUUAAGUAGUAUUGAUAAUUACAUUAAGAACAAUAGUUUACCUUUAUCAUUAUGUGGAUCCUCUUAUCAUGGUGUUGGUAUAAAUGAUGUAAUAAUAUCUGCAAAGAAUGCAGUGAAUAAUUCAAUAUAUUAAGGAUUUUUUUGUUAUAUGACAAUUUGUACAUUUGUUUAAAUAGUUUCUAAGUCAGAGAACUAAUUGUAAUUCAAAAUAAUACACAUUUAUUUAUAAAUAUAUUUAUACAAGUAGUUAUCUAA
This is a messenger RNA of Sitophilus oryzae (rice weevil), 1693 nucleotides long. RefSeq names its product protoporphyrinogen oxidase. The transcript has a single exon. NCBI's taxonomy places the organism in Eukaryota, Metazoa, Arthropoda, Insecta, Coleoptera, Curculionidae. Gene Ontology annotation, biological process: heme biosynthetic process. Gene Ontology annotation, cellular component: mitochondrial inner membrane. Gene Ontology annotation, molecular function: protoporphyrinogen oxidase activity, oxygen as acceptor. The record is from RefSeq and is a predicted model, not a curated record. Bases 177 to 1571 code for a protein of 464 amino acids.